AUGGGAAAUACUCCAUCAUCUUCUUCUGUAGAGAAGAAUAUAUUUAUAAAUAAUUUAAUAAAAAUAGAUUUAAAUGAUAAACAACAGAUAGAAUCUAUCGGUAACACUUACAAAAAAAAUAAUGUAAAUAAAUUAAAUAAUAAUAAAAAUGGUAAAAAAAAUAGUAAUCAAAAAAAUAAAAAAAUUAAAAUAUCAAAAAAUAAAAUAUCAAAAAAUAAUUGCGGUGAAAAUUCGGAAUUAAUUUCAACCAAUGAAAUUUUACAUUCAAAUGGUAAUAAUAAAAAAAUAAUAUUACCAGAUAUAGUAGUUUUAAAGAUUGUUCAAUAUGCAGUCGAUAUUACUUUCCCAAGUAAAUCUUUUAAUACAGUUUCAUUAGUUUGUAGACAAUGGUGCAAAUAUGCCAUCGGGUGCAUUAAACAUAUCCAUUAUCAAUUUAAAUAUCUUUACGAAAAUACCAAGCAAAUAAACAGGUGUAAACUUUUAUGUAGAUGGCUGUCCAAAGAAAACCAUUAUUUUACAAAUAAUCAAAUUGAGGCUGUUUACUUUAAAUUUGGCUUUGACCCUUUGGGCUAUUGUACUAUUAGACCCUAUCUUAUGAAGUCCAAUGUUAGAUUAUUACAAGGAAAUAAUUGUACUGAUAAUAAUAAUAAUAAUAAUAAUAAUAAUAAUAAUAAUAAUAAUAAUAAUAAUAAUAAUAAUAAUGAUAGUAGAAUUAAAAAAAGAAAUGGAUAUAUUAAAGAGUUUAUACUUAGACACACGAAAUUAAAUAGUUUUAGAUUAUCAAUUUUAUUACAGGCCAUCACCAAAUCAAAAAUAACCAUUGUAAAUUUUUCCGAUAAUGAAAUAUCUGGUGAUGAAAAAUUAGAUGAAAUCUUAAACUGUCUUAGCAACACCAGAACCCUUAAAAUCCUUAAUUUAGCAAGAAAUCAAUUAACAACUCCGACCGCUCAUCUAAUCAUCCAAUCAUGUUUAAAAGGUUCCAUAGACGACUUAGACCUAAGAGGUAAUGCCAUCAGUAAAAGUGACCGAGAAUCCUUCAAAUGCGAAUAUUCAAAUAAAUUUAAAUCUUUUUUAAUUUAA
Messenger RNA from Dictyostelium purpureum, 1080 nucleotides. RefSeq lists its product as uncharacterized. The record is from RefSeq and is a predicted model, not a curated record. Lineage: Eukaryota; Evosea; Eumycetozoa; Dictyosteliales; Dictyosteliaceae. The coding region runs from base 1 to 1080 and encodes 359 amino acids. The transcript is spliced from 2 exons.